Linepithema humile (Argentine ant) is the source of this 1524-nucleotide messenger RNA. RefSeq names its product putative mediator of RNA polymerase II transcription subunit 12. The record is from RefSeq and is a predicted model, not a curated record. Lineage: Eukaryota; Metazoa; Arthropoda; Insecta; Hymenoptera; Formicidae.
AUGAUAGCUACACCGGAGAGCGGAAGAGAUCCGGAGCGUGGCAACGUCCGGUUGAUCGUUUGGAAAGUCUGUUUAAUAUUGGGUCUGCUGGUAACGGCUGCGUGUGCCGAGAAGAAAAUUAAUUUAGAAGAUAUCGAGAGGGAUACUUUGAGGGCGGAGAAUAAAGCCAAGGUCGAGACCAUUCGCACUGAUGAGACAAAGUACGCCGUCAAACCCAACGUUAAUCAUCAGCAGUAUCAAAUACCGAGCCAAUACAAUAUCUUAGGUGGCCAUUCCGACGCGUACAUCUCCCCUCAGCAGCUUCAGGACAUAAAAUAUAGCCAAGUGCCACCUGAAGCAUAUAUUCAACCUAAUCAGUAUGCUGUACAGGAAACACAAUACAGACAGCCAAACCAAAUUCUGCUGCAGCAGAAUAUUCCGUCAGUACAAUAUUACAGCGAAUAUCAGCAGCAAACGGAAGCACCGGCGAAAACUGCUGCUCCCAUCGCCUUUGAAUCCCAAAAAUUAAACUAUCAGCCGGAAAUAGUAGUGGGCAAUCACAUUCAAAGUGUUCAGCAGAAGGCUGUCACGGAAAAAUAUACAAAACCUGUUAAUAGAGAACCCAUUUAUUUCGAUGUUCCGGCAACACAGCUGCUUUCUUAUUAUCCUCAUUUGAAUAUUAAUCCCUUGGUGAAUCUAAAAAGUACCAAAUUGGCACAACCAUCAUUACAUCAGUUAGCCAGCAGCACUCAACAAAUUUCCAUACCCGUGUAUGCUCCUAUAUACAAUCAAAAUCAAUUGAUCCCAUCCGCAAAAUUACCUUAUUCCACGAUCGUGCCAGCACCUCUCACGACCAAAAUAACAAAAGGACCAGUUGCUCUCCCAGUUACAUCAAAGAAGAUCCAUUCCUCCUCUGCAACACAGCUUACAACGCCUUUGUACGUUCAACCUCAACAAUCGUUUGCUCAUGGAAAGACAUUGUUGCACACACAAGCUUAUAUUCAACCGCAGCUUUCGCAACCGCAAUAUGUGCAGCAAUUAGUUUAUGCGCAGCCCGGUAUAAUCUAUAACGACCCCACUGCCGCUUACAGCGAUCUUUACUCCCGCUUACCGGUGCAAUACAUUCAGGACAAUUUCCUUCGCGGACAAGCAAAUCAGUAUCAAACCCAGCAACAGUUGUACGUUGCGCAGCAGAUCGCUCAGGAAGCGCCGAAAGAAAUUUUGCAGGAACAAGUCAGCCAAGAUCUUCCACAGAAUUAUGUCAAGGUUGACGAGCCCAAAACUCACUUCGUGCCGCCGCAAUUGCCUCCGCAGGAUUUCAAAUCCAGCAUUGCGCAAUUGCAGCCCUACGAGGAUGAACAAUCCGUGCCAGUGCAGGAUCAUUCCUUACCCUCGGAGCCAAGGUCGCUACUCGACUCGUACAUUCCGAGCAAUGUCAUCGCUGCGCAGGAUUCCGCUAGGUACAGAGAAAGGCCGAUAAAACUGGAAGGAGGUUUUCUCCCGUCGAAAGUGAAUUUCGCACUUAAGAAGCGCAAGUCUGAGUAA